Molecule: messenger RNA, 1409 nt
Organism: Corticium candelabrum
Lineage: Eukaryota; Metazoa; Porifera; Homoscleromorpha; Homosclerophorida; Plakinidae
Product: WD repeat domain phosphoinositide-interacting protein 3-like
Exons: 10
Coding region: 53-1090 (345 amino acids)
Biological process (GO): autophagy of mitochondrion; protein localization to phagophore assembly site; nucleophagy
Cellular component (GO): cytosol; phagophore assembly site membrane; extrinsic component of membrane
Molecular function (GO): phosphatidylinositol-3,5-bisphosphate binding; protein binding; phosphatidylinositol-3-phosphate binding
Source: RefSeq, a predicted model, not a curated record
CUUUUUGUGCUUAGAUUGUUGUUUGCGAUUUCAUUUGCGUUCAUCUCCAACGAUGAAUACGGGCUCCGUUAGCCCUCAUGGAAAUACCAUGCUAUAUUGCGGUUGGAACCAAGAUCAAGGCUGCUUUGCUUGUGGAAUGGAGAAUGGCUUUAGAGUCUACAACACAGAUCCGCUGAAGGAGAAAGAGCGACAAGAUUUCAAGGAUGGAGGUGGCAUCGGCCAUAUAGAGAUGCUGUUUCGCUGUAAUUACCUCGCUUUGGUUGGAGGCGGAAGGAACCCGAAAUACCCGCCUAAUAAAGUGAUGAUUUGGGAUGAUUUGAAGAAGAAGUGUGUAAUUGAAUUGGAGUUUAGUACUGAUGUCAAGUCUGUCAAGUUGAGAAGAGACAGGAUUGUGGUUGUACUCGUUAAUUCUAUAAGAGUUUUCACAUUCACUCAAAAUCCUCAACAGCUACAUGUAUUUGACACAGCAAGCAAUUCUCGAGGCCUCUGUGUCAUGUGUCCAAAUAGUAACAAUGCACUGUUGGCAUUUCCCGGCCGUCAAGUUGGGCAUGUGCAGAUUGUUGACUUGGCCAACACAGACAAGCCAGCUGCAUCAAUUGCAGCACAUGAAACAAACUUAAGUUGCAUCAGCAUGAACUUACAAGGAACUCGACUUGCAACGGCAUCAGAAAGAGGAACACUAGUACGUGUAUUUGACACGACGACAUGUGCAUUGCUUCAUGAGCUGAGAAGAGGAGCAGGAACUGCUAGAAUUUACUGCAUAUCCUUCAAUCAGGACUCAACACUGCUUUGCGUGUCCAGUGACCAUGCCACUAUUCAUGUUUUCAGUUUGGAAGAUCCGAAACGAAAUAGAACGCACAGUCUGAGCAAGGCUGGAAGUAUGCUGCCAAAGUAUUUCAGUUCCAGGUUUAGUUUCUCGAGAUUUCAAGUUCAUGGGGGAUGCCAGUGCGUAUGUGCAUUUAGUCAGGAAAAGAAUGCUGUAAUUGCAAUUUGUUCUGAUGGUUCUUACUACAAAUUCAAAUUCAACAGCAAGGGAGACUGCACCCGAGACCAAUACAAACAUUUUUUAGGGAUGACAGAUGGAGAUUAAACUGUCCAUAGCUGUAAUGCUCAUCGAGUUGUGAAAGUUUUUGUGACUGCAUUAUGAACUGCAUGGUGACAGUGAUGGUUCUGGUUGGUGUAACUGCAUGUACAUACACUGACUGUAUGGUGAGUGCUGGUAGAGUUCUUGCUAUGUAUAGAAUGCAGGAAACGUUUUCUUUGUAGUUACUAGUUUUGGGCAAGCUUGGUGCUCUACGUACUUGUGUGCUCUAUUUUCUGAUAAUUUGUUUGUAUGAAAUAAUAAUGCAGCAAUAAAGCUUGCAAGUAAGUUGUAGAGAAAGAUAUUGUAGAGGCUGAAAUUAAUGCGG